Messenger RNA from Symbiodinium sp. CCMP2456, 504 nucleotides. Lineage: Eukaryota; Dinophyceae; Suessiales; Symbiodiniaceae. The record is from the annotation of a GenBank genome assembly.
AUGCAUCAAGCGCCUCAUGACUACAGCAAGUGGGACAGGCUGGCGCAAGCCUUGGAUGACGACGAGGAGGACCCGAUGACCUGGCCGGUCUGCCAGGAGAUACCGUGGAACACGGUCGGGCCUCUGGUGGACCGUGUCCUUGACGAGCACUUCGGGCCCGAAAGGCCUGAAGAGUCCGGGCCGAUUCCUGGCGAGGCCGCCGAGGCCGUGGAGGCCGAUGCCCGCUUCGCGGAUCCAGCUCGUGUUGACCUCACCCUGGUGAGCUCGAUGAAGAACGUGGGAGAUGAGGACCUCGUUUCGCUCUUCGCCGCUGCUUUGCCGGAUGCCAACAAGGACAUCUGGGUCAUUCUGGGUCCUUGUGCUCAUGCGAGCUCCUGUGCAGAUUUGGUCGUUCAGGAUCCCAAUGGAGAGGUGCGCAUGAUGCUCGACACUUUGAGAGAGUUCCUCGGUGGCGUCCAUCCCGACGACGCGGUUAACAGCAUGGGGAUGUGCCUCAUCGGUUGA